Trichobilharzia szidati is the source of this 894-nucleotide messenger RNA. Lineage: Eukaryota; Metazoa; Platyhelminthes; Trematoda; Strigeidida; Schistosomatidae. The record is from the annotation of a GenBank genome assembly.
AUGAAUAAAAUUAAAAAAUUCUUUGGUUUUGAACAGAAUAAUAUUCCUACAAUGAUGAUACUGAUGACGAUGAUUAUGAUUGCGAUUCUGAUAUUGAUACUUUCGCCAUUCAAUCACUGCGGGUAUGGGAAUAACAGUCAUUUGUUAAAAGAGAAUAUACAAAAAAGGCAGUCGAAAACAAUUAGCGAUUCAAAAUAUUACAAACGUGUAAUUGUAUUCACUCUGAUACUUGUCGUGAUUACUACGAUUAUUAUAUUAGUUGGUAGUUUCUUUGUUCAUUUCAAGUUGGAAAGAAAAGAUUCAAUCUUGUACGCAGGAAUUCUCGGCUUUUUAGCCAUUAUAGUUGUCUUCGUCCUUCUGUUUGUCGAUGCAACACAGUACAUACCUUUCGUUGGAUUUAUUUUCCUGUGUUUAUAUGCGAUAUUUUUAGCUCUGGUUUUAUACGUAAUGACGAAAAAUGUGAGUCCAAUACUCAUCGUGAUUGUGUGGAGUAUUUGCCUUCUCAUAUGUACGCUGGGAUUGUUUUUCGGUUAUAAAAUCAUGACAGACUUGACAAAAACUUUAGACGCUUAUUCUGGAUUCUUCCUGAUGGUGUUCUUUGCAGGAAUAAUUCUUGCUGGAAUUUAUUUCAUAAGAGAUGUAGAAUCUGAAGGAUACUUCAUCAUGGGAAUUGCAUUCCUCAUACUCCUGCUUUCAUUGACGGUUAUUAUUGGACAGAUAGUUUUCAAACGAGGUUAUCUGAACCUUCGUUACAAGUGGCCAAUGAGUGUGUUAUUAUUGAUCACACUAAUUGACAUCAUGUAUGCAAUGACAUUAUCAGAAUACCAAUUAUUGCGGAUAUUAAGAGGAGAAUUAUUACCUCCAAGGCGUCAUGAUGACAAGUAUAAAACAUGA